CCGCCCCCGCUCCGACCAAUGCUGGUUCCGCCGCUUCCUAUCCUCCGCCGCCGCCUCCGACCCCCGCUGGGCCCACUUCUUCCGCAUGUCGGAGCCCUCCUUCACCCUCCUCCUCCGCCUCCUCACCCCCUCCCUCGACUCCGCCGUCGUUUCCGUCGCCCCCACCCACGUCCUCGCCGCUGCCCUCUUCCGCCUCGCCCACGGCGCCCCCUACAAGUCCCUCGCCCGCCGCUUCGGCUUCGACUCCUCCGCCGACGCCUGCCGCGCCUUCUUCACCGUCUGCCACUCCAUCAAUCUCAAAUUGGGCCACCUCUUCGAGCUCCGAUCCGACUCUGAUAGGGUCCGGACCGACUUCGGCUGGCUCUCGCUGCCGAAUUGCUGUGGCGUCCUCGGCUUCGGGAGAUUCAAAGUCUCCGGCGAGAUUUUGGGACAAAACGGCUCUCUAUUAGCCCAAGCGUUGGUGGAUUCCGAAGGGAGAUUCCUCGACGUCUCGGCGGGUUGGCCGAGCAAUCUGAAACCGGAGACGAUUUUGCACCAGACGAAGCUCUAUUUGGGAGUGGAGGAAGCUAGGGAUUUGUUGAGCGGGCCUUGUUAUGAGCUCAGCGAUGGAAGAUCGAUUCGUCAGUACGUGUUGGGGGAUUCUUGUUUUCCUCUAUUGCCAUGGCUUCUGACGCCUUAUGCGAAACCAAAGGAAGGCGAUGGAGAUGGAGGCCUUAUUUCGGAAGAAAUGGCGUUCAAUGCGGCGCAUAGACGGGCGAUCGGGCUGGUUGGGAUGGCGUUCGGGAGAGUACGGAGGCGGUGGCGACUCCUGGCGAAGGAGUGGAAGGAGGAGUGUGUUGAGUUAUUGCCGUUUGUGGUUGUAACUUGCUGUUUGCUGCAUAAUUUUGUUAUGAAAUGUAGUGAGCCUAAUGUGGAGGCAUAUUUGGUGCCAUUGAGAGAGGGAGAAGAAGAGGAAGAAGAGAAGUUUCCUGUUUUUGAUGGAGACAUGAGUGAGAGUGGAGAGAAGGUCAGGGAUGCACUUGCCGCGCAUUUAAAUCGGGUUUGCCUGAGAAGAUGAGUGUUUUCCCUCUGCAUUAUAUUUUUAAGGUUCGAGUCAGUUUUACUGCGAUGGGACGGGGAAUGCAUAUACCCUGUGGACCGGAUUAUCUAACUACGUCACUCUCUAUUUUUAUAACUUUUUUUUUUUUUCUUUCUUUUCAGUUGACUGUGGCUAAUUUUAUUGUUGGAUUAGUCUUUAAAAGGCUUUGCUUUCAACUGGGUAUGCGUGUGUGUGUGUGAUUUUGAAUGCAAGUUUUGAUGUACGUAAAAAAAGAAGAGCUGACACGAAGAAGGUUUGGGCCUUAGGCAACUGAUGUUAUUGUCUGUCUAAUUUAGCAAUUUACUGAUUUAGUAUAAGAAAUACUAUUAGUCAGUCUACUUUAUUUGUCUUGUACUUGUACUUAAGUUUUGUUAUCUAGCAAAUGAAGAGUGGCAAAUGAAGAAGUAACAGAACAAGGUUUCUCGCUA
Messenger RNA from Morus notabilis, 1506 nucleotides. RefSeq names its product protein ALP1-like. The transcript has a single exon. The coding region runs from base 86 to 1057 and encodes 323 amino acids. NCBI's taxonomy places the organism in Eukaryota, Viridiplantae, Streptophyta, Magnoliopsida, Rosales, Moraceae. The record is from RefSeq and is a predicted model, not a curated record.